Molecule: messenger RNA, 5018 nt
Organism: Anopheles gambiae (African malaria mosquito)
Lineage: Eukaryota; Metazoa; Arthropoda; Insecta; Diptera; Culicidae
Product: trace amine-associated receptor 4
Exons: 5
Coding region: 2090-3769 (559 amino acids)
Biological process (GO): G protein-coupled receptor signaling pathway
Cellular component (GO): membrane
Molecular function (GO): G protein-coupled receptor activity
Source: RefSeq, a predicted model, not a curated record
GGCGGUGAACUGUUGCGAACAACUUCAGCCUUCAGCGGGAGCGUCCGAGGCCACCGGGAGCGCGCUUCAGGCCAAACCGUCAAAGGACCCGCGCGGUCGCUGCCGGCCGUAAGUGCUGACCAUGUGCUGAGUGUGCCGUUGUGGUUGCCGCUAUCGCUGUACCGUGCGAUCACCGCCAGUCUCAAGCCAGUCUCGAGCCAAGCAAGCAACAGCCCACCAAACCGUCGGCCCGUGUGGCGAAUGGUGCUGGUUCCGGGGCACGCCUGGUACGGGCAAGCCGGUGUGCAGUCGCGAAUCGGGGUAACGCGAAACCAAAACAAGCAAACAGGCGGAGGCGCGCGCGCGUGAUACCACGGCGGUUUCGUGUGGGGUGGCCGUAGGCGCGCGUUGCUCUCUGCCCGUACCACGUGAGUGCGGUGCGUUACACCUGUAGCAGAGUCGUCGUCGUCGGCUGUUUGUUUUCUUUUCCGUAUUGGUUGGUGUUUGCAAAAACAAAAGGAGAAAAAGUGAAGCACAAAGUCGAGUCCAACGGUCCCAAACGCUAUCGUCCAUCAACCGAUAUCUUGCCUUGUUGUGGGAGCGUCCCAGAGUGUCCAAGAGGUAAAGCGUAGGCACACCAGGCACAACACCGAAUCGGCCGGAAUCCUUCCAAAUCCUACCACACAAACACACACACACACACACACACACACACACACACACACACACACACACACACACACACACACACACACAAUCUGUUGAAUUUUGUGGCACGAAAGUGAAAGUUGGGCUCCAACUAGCAAACGUCUUCCCAGCAGCAAAGCCGCGCGUGUCCCGUCCAAAAGCGACGACCUCCGAAAGCAACAGGAGAGCAACCAGAAACAGAUGGUGUCUGAGCCACGGGCCACGCACUAGCCUGCAGCACACACACACACACCACCACCACCACCAUCCACAUUCCCAUAUGCCAUUGCCGCCCGCGAGCUUGUUUACCGACACCAACGUGCCGCGACCACAUAUCAUUGCUGGCUCCCUUUCCCCGCACUGGGUCACGUACCGGGGCGCGAACAAAACUUGAACUGAUUAGAACGCAACCGUUGGAGCGCCUUUCGCACCAAACCGCGUGGAUAAGCGACGGAGACGGGAGAAACUCCAAAACUUUCCACCCCGCACACACUGAACCUGACGCAAGUGACGCAUCCAGGCGGGCUUCGGGGCGAGCAUUUUUCUCCCCCGUACCUGCGAAAAUUGGUAUAGAAAUGUGUUGAUAACCUCUCCGUAGCGGGCGAAAAGGGAAUUGAAACCGGCUGCUCGCCACCGCCUACUAAUCACCGCCUACCGCCUAAGCGCGUGUGUAUUCUUGGAUCGAGUAGGUAGAAGACGAACACACUCACACACAGUAGCGCCUCCCUUGCAAGGACCUUUCCAUACCACACAAACACACAUAUCAUAGCUGCGUGCGAAAGGUUUCGGGGAAAAACAAACCGUUCUAUUUAGUCUGUUGUGGUAAGCCGUGCAACGAGGAGAAGAUUUUUUUUACUGUCGAGGCCAGUAUCAGUAGUAGUUACGCGUUAAGUGGACAAUAUCAUCGCCUCGAGACACCGCACCACCGCCAGUGCCAGAGAGAAACAGGAAAAACAACAACAACAACAAAAAAAACAAAAAAAAACGGCUUGCUCCAAGUACCUCCAAUCAAACGAGCAUCAUUUCCCAACGAUCACACACACCACACACAGAGAGACACACGGAGGACACAAGAGACGCUCUGAAAAGGUGGCGGGUCGGUCGACGUGCAGAUUAGCAGCAAUCAUCAACCAGCCGGAGCAAUCUGUCAAUCUAAUCCUGCGAGCGCGCGCGCGAAUAGCGUCCUCACAGUUGAGCCGGGGGGAAAUUAAAGCUCGCCUCGAGUAGUCGCUUUUCCCGGGCCUCGGUUCGGCCCGAGCUCUUCAUCACUGAAACGCAGACACCUUUAGCUGGCCAAACAGCGCACACCGAAGACGGGAGAGAUGAGCAGUUGCGUCUACCGUCCAGCACGGCUGCACCAGGACCAGGAUACCGACCGCCAUCUGCAUCCGCAGCGUACCAGCGCCAGCCUGAACCGUUCGCCAUGGUACCGUACCAGCUGGAAGUUCUUGCCCUCGUUGCCGUGCUAAUCGGCAUCAUCGUCAACUCCUACAUCGUCGUUAUCGUUAUCCUUACGAAACAGAUCACGUUCGCCAGCAAAAUACUGUUGCUGCAUCUCGGCGUAGUGAACGCGGUACUAUGUCUGUUCUAUCUGAUCUUCUACGGCAUGAGCCUGCUCCAGCUGCUGCCGGUAGCGCUGGACGCGAUGGAUGUCGCCUGUCUGCUGUUCGGGCUCUGCUUCAACACGCUCCACUCGAUCGCACUCUGGACGCUCUGUGCACUGAACUUCGAUCGGUACUUUGCGAUCGCGACGCCGCUACACUACGGGACGUUCAUCAACACGAAGAAGCAGGUCCUGAUAACGCUCGGUGCCGGCUGGAUCGUCUCGACGCUGUUCAGCCUGCCGCAGGCGGUGCGUAUCUCGGCCUAUAAGUUCGACAGCGACUACAAGCUCUGCCUGCCGAUCCUGCAGACGACCGAAUCGCUCAUCUACAGCAUCUGCUUCGUACUGUUCACCAUUCUGCUACCGAUAGUGCUGAUACUGGGCUGCAACAUGAAGGUACUGAUGAUCGCCCGUUACCAGCGCAAUCGGAUCGCGUCCGCCAUCCUAGAGGUGACGCUGUCCGCCCAGCUCACCAUCACUCACCAGCGCAAUCCGUUCUUCGUGCCGAGCGCGACCGGUGCCGGUCCGGCCGGUUCCGGCCCGGUGGCCGAAUGCAAACCGUACACGCAAGCCUCGAACCAGAACAAUCCGGCCGCGAACGUGAUACAGCUGGUCGGGUCCGCCAUCCUGUUCCACUGUCCGUACUACCUCGUGAUCCUCUGGAACAGUGUGCUCCCGUUCGUCGGCAAUGGGUGGCGCACGCCCGCCCUGCUGCUCAAUCUGGCCUCCUUUCUGCUGCUCCUGUCGCCGACCAUCAACGCGAUCCUGUACGGCGUCCGGAGUAAGAUCGUGCGCCGCUCGUUCCGCAACAUCUGGCGCAAGCAGAAGCAGAAGAUCGAAAUCCACUACGAAAUCCAGGCGCGCACCCCGUCGACCUGCGGUUCGCGGCGCCCGUCCCUCAGCGGUACCCAGUUCCAGCAGCAGCAGCUCCAGCAGCAGCAGCAGCCGCUGCUGCUCGCGUUCGCCGCCGAAACGAGCCGGCCCGGUUCGGCCGACACCCGGUCGGAGGUGGGCCUGGAGCCGCCGGACGGCGGUUCCCUCGAGGCACCGUCGCUCCAGUCGCCGCUCGGGCGCGUCAAGUUCGGCAGCUGUUCCGCACUGAGCGGGCCGCUGUUUGUGGGCGGUGCGGCACCGAGCGCACACCACGGCGGCAGCGCCGGACCACGGCCAAAGAUCACCAUCACGAAGAUACUCACGGACGAGGAGCUGGCGGUGCAGACGCCACCGCCGCCCCCGUCGCCCAGCUCGCCGACCGCGUUCGAGUUUCACCAUCACCACAUUGCGGCGGCCGCCGUCGACGGUGGGCGGCUGCCGGCGGCUCUGGUCGCCACGAUACCACCGAUGAUUAGCACCACAGACAAUCUCAGCGUCGCUGGACAAUCAGGUGCCAAGCUGCACCCCGCCGCACCCCUGUCCGCCGGUCUAGUCUGUCUCGAGCCGAAGAUAUCGUUUCGGAAGUUUUCCUCGCUGCAGGAAAUUUUAGGCAACGGGACAGACUAGCAAGGGUAACCGGGCGAGACGGGCGCGGCCAGGUGAGCUAUUAUACACCUACCCUCUUAUACUAUACACGUAGAGAACAUAGACAUAUAUACAUAUAUACCUAAACGUAUAUACUAUUACACGUACCAUUUAGAUGUGAAGCAAACAUUUACACUGCUGCGCAGGGGGAGAGCUUGCGCACUCACCGAGGCCCACCCUGGUGGACCGAUUAAGCAGCUCGGUCAAAAAAGGAGGGUGUGGGGUGUAUUUAGCAGGGAGGCGCGACAAGCUUGAUGCCUCCUUUAAAAAAACGGAAAUAUAUGUAAUGAGAUGAAAAACUGCAGUACAGUGCGGUUACGAAACAAAAACGAUAAAAAAGAAGAAAAAAAAGAAACAAACAAACGAAGUAGAAGCACCCUUGCAAACAACUGUUAAACUGUUCUAGAAGAAAAAAAUACUUUCUUCGCUCGACGCUUUGAAAAACAAAAAUAAAAAAGUAAUGAAAAAUUAUAUCGCAACAAUUAAAACACUAGAGACACCCCAUUUGCGGGGUGAGUGAUGGAAACGAAGGAAUUUAAACAAAACCAGAAAAAAAGAACAGAGAAACUUAAAACCACCCACCCGAUCAGAGCCCACACGUGGUAAACGAAACAAUAUUUAAGAAGUAAAGAGGAUGGGGAGAGAUAGAAGCUCGUGGAGUAUAUAUUUCAUUGCACGUACAAAUCAUGUUUGAAACUUUAGGACAACAGCAGCCGUUUAGCAAAGUAGUAGCGCAAAACCAAAGCAGAAAAAGGAAAGGAAGAAGAAUGAAGUAUUCAUGAAGAGUAAUGAAGUAAAAACGUAAAACGUUGUACAAGACCUAACCAAAUAAACCAAAGGAAACUAAACUAAAGAGAAAGAAAUAGAGUAAAAGAGAAAAAUAAGAAGAAGGGAGGAGAGAUAGAGAAAGAGAGAGUGAGUGUGUGUGAGAGAGAGAGAGAAAGAUAGAGAGAGAUAGAAAGCAAACGAAAUGCGAGGUUAUCAGCAAACAAACCCUCCUAGUUCACGUCAGAAUAGAGUUUAGGUUAUUGAAUGCUGAAAAAAAAACGGAACGGAAGCUAGAGCUAGGGCAUAUCGCUGAUAAUUGAUGAAUUUGCAGGUCAGGUUGCCCGGUCCUGCCAACUUUGCUCCAUAUAAUGUAGCAAAAAAAACCACCAGAACAAAAAAAACUAAAAGAAAACAGAAAAACCGAUGGAAUAAACUACAAGGAAAUGUUUUGUGUUAGCUCAUA